GCUUGGGUAGAUGGUGCAGACGCGUUGUGUACUCAAGAGUGCAGAGAUAACAAGUUGUUGGCUUUCCCACAGCGCCUCAGCGAUAAUAAACUCGGGACAACGCUGUGGCCGGCCUGCUCAGUCGUGCAGCCACCUAAACAGCGAGCCUUGUCAUUGCUAGCCUCAGAGUCGUCCUUAGUUCGGCUCAUCAAGUACCGCCUCGUCCCCGAACCGUGUCAUAUAAGACAGACCUCACCACCCAUCUGAACCUCACUUCCUCCCACCUCCAAGAUCGGCUUGCAAAAUGUCCACCUUUGGCUCUCUGUUUCGCGUAACUACCUACGGCGAAAGCCACUGUGCUUCCGUCGGUGCUAUCAUCGACGGUUGCCCUCCGGGCCUUGAACUGUCCGCUGCUGAUGUCCAAGUGCAGCUCAGCAGGAGACGGCCAGGACAGAGUAAUCUGACCACUCCGCGGGAUGAGAAAGAUUUGGUCUACAUCCAAUCUGGAAUCGAGCAAGGAGUUACUCUCGGAACACCCAUCGGUCUCCUUGUCAAGAACGAAGAUCAACGGCCGAAAGACUAUUCCGAGACAGAUCUGUACCCCCGGCCCAGCCACGCCGAUUACACCUACCUCACAAAGUAUGGCAUCAAAGCUAGCAGUGGUGGUGGCCGGAGCAGCGCGCGAGAGACGAUUGGCCGAGUUGCUGCUGGUGCCAUUGCCGAAAGGUACCUCAAACAAGUUUAUGGCAUCGAGAUCGUCGCAUUCGUAUCAUCAGUCGGCAAGAUUCAUCUCCCAGCUCAUGUGGCCACGCCCUCUACCGCACCGAACGGCAAUCAGGACAGCGACGAGGCAGAAGACGCUCUCACACCAGAAUUCCGCCACCUUUUGGCCACUAUCACACGAGAGGAGGUGGACAAACACCCUACGCGGUGUCCACACCUUGAAACGGCAGAACUCAUGACCAAGCGCAUCAUCCGCGCAAAAGAAGCAAGUGAUUCCAUCGGCGGUACCGUCACUUGUGUGAUCAGAAACGUCCCUGCGGGUCUGGGAGAGCCCGUCUUCGACAAAUUUGAGGCUAAACUGGCACACGCGAUGCUCUCUAUCCCCGCAACCAAGGCAUUUGAGGUCGGAUCGGGCUUCAAAGGCACCGAAGUUCCUGGAAGUAAGCACAACGAUCCCUUCGUGCUCAAGGAUGGUAAACUCGGUACCUCGACUAAUUGGAGCGGCGGUAUCCAAGGAGGCAUUACCAACGGAGAAGACAUUUUCUUCCGAAUCGGCUUCAAGUCGCCUGCCACGAUAUCGCAACCCCAGUACACGGCCCAGUACGAUGGUACGCCUGGAACGCUCGCGGCAAGAGGCCGUCAUGAUCCCUGUGUCGUCCCUCGUGCCGUGCCUAUUGUGGAAGCGAUGGCAGCCAUCGUGGUCAUGGACCAGCUCCUCAUACAGAACGCGCGUAAGACCGCGGCAAGUCUCCUUCCGCCCAUUACAACCCUCCCUCCUACCAUGGUGAUGCCCUCGAAGGGAAAGGAGGUCCCUCAGUAAAUACCCUACGUAUCUAAAGAUAGUGUAUCUUUCAACAAGACCCACUGAGGCGUUAACAUAGAUCGUGUACGCAUUCGUGUACUA
Molecule: messenger RNA, 1606 nt
Organism: Pisolithus orientalis
Lineage: Eukaryota; Fungi; Basidiomycota; Agaricomycetes; Boletales; Pisolithaceae
Product: chorismate synthase
Exons: 6
Coding region: 284-1522 (412 amino acids)
Biological process (GO): chorismate biosynthetic process; aromatic amino acid biosynthetic process
Cellular component (GO): cytosol
Molecular function (GO): chorismate synthase activity; FMN binding
Source: RefSeq, a predicted model, not a curated record